Molecule: messenger RNA, 282 nt
Organism: Malassezia sympodialis ATCC 42132
Lineage: Eukaryota; Fungi; Basidiomycota; Malasseziomycetes; Malasseziales; Malasseziaceae
Gene: RPB4
Exons: 4
Coding region: 1-282 (93 amino acids)
Biological process (GO): DNA-templated transcription initiation
Cellular component (GO): RNA polymerase complex
Molecular function (GO): nucleotide binding
Source: RefSeq, a predicted model, not a curated record
AUGUCGCUGCCUGCCUUCCAGCGGGAUGCAGGCUGCCUGCUCAUCUCGGAAGUGCAUCUCUUCUUUUCGCGGCCGGGCGAGGCGAAUGAACGCGACGGUUUGUCCGCCUUGCUGAUCAAGCAUGCCGCGCAGCCGGACCUGGACGGCGAUAUGGGCGACAGCAAGGGCCUCCAGCUCUCGCAGUUCGAAAUGGCGCAGCUGGCCAACCUCCUCGCCAGCAAGGACGAUGCACAACUCGAGUCUCUCCUGAACGAACUGUCAGCUAUUUGGAAGUUCGCUUAA